Molecule: messenger RNA, 1927 nt
Organism: Sycon ciliatum
Lineage: Eukaryota; Metazoa; Porifera; Calcarea; Leucosolenida; Sycettidae
Product: alpha-(1,3)-fucosyltransferase 11-like
Exons: 4
Coding region: 398-1885 (495 amino acids)
Cellular component (GO): membrane
Molecular function (GO): alpha-(1->3)-fucosyltransferase activity
Source: RefSeq, a predicted model, not a curated record
GCGAUACGGAAAAAGAUGGGCCACAUUUUCCCGCACGCUGUGUUUGUCCUUGUCGUGUCCCCGGUGAUCUAGGUCUGGCAUCGUUCAAGAGCACCGAGAGGUUCACUUCUGCAAAUUGUUCAUUUCAAAUUGUCUUGGGAGUGGCUGUAUUCCUCGGAUUUGUCGUAUGGCUGGUGGUUAGUGCGCUACACGCAGUACUAGUAUUGCAAAUAAGUUUUUCUACAGACUCAAGAAUAUCGAUAGCGUUCUUAUUGAAGCUAGGAGCCUGGAACGUACCAUGGGCAUGCAGUGAAAGCAGAUGUCUGUGUUUUCCGCUUCUACCCGAUUAAUCGUAUGGCACAUGCAAUCAAUUCCACUUAGCCUAUGAGUGCUGAGCCUAUAUCACAGCUGUGACAGGAUGAUGAACACAUGGACUGUGUUGGUGAUUUCUGGAGCAGUUCUCGCCGCUGCCAUGCUGUUCAUGUGCACCAGAGACGACGGCAUUAACAACACAGACUCAGGAUACACAGUAGAGAGUGUGGGAUGGGAUGCUGAAUCACGUGCGCAGGACGCCGACAGUACUAGCACUGGUGAUGCAGAGCCUGCCGAGUCACAGGUACCGGAGGAACGGAUGAAUAAAUUGCCGUGGCUUGUUUGGCACGGUAUGAGUCCCACGGAUCCCAGCAAAGGACAUGAAAUAUCAUGCUUGAGAGGGUCUUGUAUUGUAAAAUCUCAACAUGCUCAACAUGCACCUAUGUAUUUGAAUGACAACACGCGAGCAUUGCUCAUGUAUGGCAGUGGCAGCAAGCCUGAAGCCGCCCCUCUGCCCAGGUUGAAGCAUCACAUGUGGGCACUGCUCCACGAGGAAUCGCCCAAGAACAAUGCUAUGUACUCACACGAUGCUGGCAUUAGCUUGUUUAACAUCACGUCCACGUUCCGCCAAGCCUCCGAUCUUCCACUGACACUGCAGUAUCUACCUAACUUGGACUAUCUGCUGUCUGCAGCGCCGGUCCCAGUUGAGCAGAAGAACAUAUACCGCAAUGAUGAGCGGCAUAAGUUAGCCGCAGUGGCGUAUAUCCAGUCUACCUGUAUCAACCCAUCCUACAGGGACACGUAUGUCAAGAAGCUGAUGGAACACAUCCCUGUGGAUGCACUAGGCGAGUGUUUGAACAACCGCAAGUUACCAGAGGAGUACCAGACUCCGCAUGCAAUGUUCCAGCAAGGCUUCUACGAUGUUCUCCGCAAGUACAAGUUUAUUAUUGCAUUUGAAAAUGGCAUCUGCGACGACUACAUCACGGAGAAACUGUGGAGGCCGCUCCAUUUAGGAACCGUGCCCAUCUACCGUGGUGCGCCCAAUGUGAACGAGUGGCUUCCAACGCAUAGAUCUGCGCUGGUCUAUGAUGAGUUCGAGAACCCUGCAGCACUGGCAGACUACAUCAAAUACCUGGAUAGCAAUGACACGGCCUACAGGGAGUACUUGGAGUACAAGAAAGGUCCAGAGUACAUCACGAAUGAAAAACUCAAGUCCAGUCUAGAAGACCGGCCGUACUCAGCAGCCAACUUCGAGGAAAACGCCUCGCUCUUUGACGAACUGAGCAGUAAGCCGAAUUUCAUCGUUGCUUUUGAAUGCAAAGUGUGUGACCGAGUGAUUGAACGACAGCAGCUGGAGAGGAAGCAUUCUGAGGAAGGUCUGCCUGCACCCAGUCCAUGGAUUGCUGACUCCUCGCACUACGGAUGCCCGCCGCCAGAGGAGUGGCGCGAUGAGUUUGCUCUUGGUAACGGUGAUGUGCUCGACUGGAGAGUGGACUAUGACCGAGGCAAGCGCCAUGCUGAUGCACUGACACGGCUGAUUCUAGCAAAUGCAACUCAUGCGUCUCAAUCGCAUGCCUCAUCAUGGCUGUCCUGAUACUGUACGUCUGUAGUCUUUGUGUAAGAUCAGGGGGGGGGG